AUGACGCAGAAGCAAAAACAGAACCUCGAUUGGACACCAGUGCUGACGGGUGGUACAGCUGCUCUAGUUACAGAAAGCUUGGUCUACCCAUUCUCAACCAUUGUUACUAGAAUUCAGUCGGAAUCGUCCUUUUAUGCCGUAGGUGGCUUCCGAAACCUGUACAGAGGUGUCAGCAGUGUUAUUCUCUGCACAAUUCCUUCGGCCUCUGUGUUUUUUGUUGUGUACGAGCAUCUCAAACGCAUUCAGCGUCCUGGGACCAGAAACCAUCUUGUGUCAUCUGCAAUUGCUGAACUGGCAUCGUGUGCCAUUCUUGCACCGGCAGAAUAUGUGCGUCAGCAGGUGCAGACAACUGCAUUGGCGCCAUCCAAAGCACUAAAGAAGCUGUUCAGUAGCAGGAGAUCGCUCUGGCGUUCGUUCGUCGGCAUGUCGGCAAGAAAUGUCCCGCUGACGAGUUUCCAAUUCACCUUGUACGAGAACAUCAAGACCCGUUUUUCCUCAGAGCACACAUCUUUCGCCGCUGUAAAAGGAGCAGCUCUCAGUGCAGCCAUCACGGCCGCUGUUUCUACGCCGCUCGAUGUGAUCAAGACGUAUAUGAACCUCAACUCGUAUUCCUACUGGGAGGCAUUGUGCGCGAUUUUCCGAACACAGGGACUCCUCGGCUUUUGCAAGGGAGUCUCGGUUCGUGUUCUCUCUGCUUCUGUGGGAUUCUCUAUUUACCUCGGCGUCUACGACUACCUAACUGGGCAUCUGAGUUUUAGAGAGAGAUCGGACGAUUCGUCAUGA
Molecule: messenger RNA, 783 nt
Organism: Schizosaccharomyces japonicus yFS275
Lineage: Eukaryota; Fungi; Ascomycota; Schizosaccharomycetes; Schizosaccharomycetales; Schizosaccharomycetaceae
Product: tricarboxylate transporter
Exons: 5
Coding region: 1-783 (260 amino acids)
Biological process (GO): S-adenosyl-L-methionine transmembrane transport
Cellular component (GO): membrane
Source: RefSeq, a predicted model, not a curated record